AUGCGCCCAAGGCUAGCCCGCGUCCUUGCAAGUCUCACAGGACCCGUCACAGAGCAAGCGCAGCAGUCCUUCCUGCAAGAUCUCAAAUCAUCCUUUCGACAGCGCAUCCAGCACGAAGCAGCCCCCGUCGCGCAUGUCGUUGAUCGGCAUCUCAAUGAUAUCCUAGGAUUUCGCAGUCCUCGUGUAGCGCGAAGUCCAUCGACUACACGAGCAACGAGCGUGCCUGCGGAUAAAGAUAUGGAUGCUGUAGCGCGUCAGCAUUUCAUUGAUGGAAGCAUGACGCCCGCCGCCGUUCGCGAUCUUCUGACUGCUGCUCAAACGCCACAUGACUUGUCACGGAUCCAGCAUUGGGCUACAAAAGCAGGUCCAGCAUCCGAGAUUGCAAGGCAUCCUGACUUGUCUGCAAAAUUGGCCACAAAACUCAUUCAGCUGGGUCAAUGGGCGGAUGCCUCACCACUCAUUGCUCGGCACUCAAAGGCCUUUAUUGCAGAUUCAGCGCACCAUGCGUUGAUUGUUCUGUAUGCCUCUGAACGUGGGGACUUACAAGAAGCCUUUAGUUGGCACGCACAGCUAGAAACGCAUCCGAGGCAUCGACGCGCUGUUCUACGAACACUUCUACGUGCUUCCGUCAAAAAGAAUGACUUACAAAAAGCACUCGAGUGUCUCCGCUUGGAUGGAGGAUGCUGCCUGGGACAAGAAACAGGAUUAGCACGAUGGCUAUGUGAGCGGCAGCGACCAAGUGAGGCCUUUACUGUGCUGCAAAGGGCAGAACCACAACGAGCACGGGAGGCAGUGGUGGGUCUGAUGAUUGCUCAGCAGCUGGUGCAGGGAACAGGCGAUGCACUGUUGCUGUGUCGGCAGGUGUUGACGUGGACAGAGGGCUUCUCCAUCAAACAGAGCUCAAAGCAAUACACGGCAGGCAGGAACAACUACAUCAUGUCCGCGUCGGCAGAUAUACAAACCCUCAAAGCUGUCUUUGGUGAUAGCUGGUCAGAGCAAGACCUGCAGCAAGUCCUGCAGGAAUCCCGCGGUGAUGUGGAUCUAGCCACCGAUCGUAUCCUUUCUGGCAAAGCAACCAAGUUUGGUGAAGUGACCAAGAAGAAGGAUAAGCAAGCGGCACGCAAGAACAACAACAACGUCCCGCAAAGUGCCUUGUUUCAACCUUUCCUCAAUGCAGCAGACCGCGGGCGGGGUCGCGGCAGAGGCGGAGCUUCAGCUCGUGGUGGCCGUGGCGGUGAUGCAACGUGUGGACGGGGCAGAGGCCGUGGCGGAGCGUCAUCAGGUGAACCGAGAGCGGCUUUUAAGAAGGACCACCAAGCGUCAGGUGGAAGUACUAGGGCAGAUGCGGCACAGGAGCCUUCUGCAGCUGUUGAAACGACCUCUACCUGGGAUGUCGAGCCUGUUGCACCAACAACAGAUGAUUGGGAUAUGGCUCCUGCGCCAGGUCAAGCGUCAGCCGACUGGGAUGAACCCGUCACAAGCGUACUCGAUGCACAGCCGGAACCUGUCAGCACCGACAGCUGGCUUGAAUCGGUGGCUACACAGCAAGAGACACAAGCAAAGCCAAAAUCUCGCAUCAUUGACAAGAACUCAAAGUCCAGCUGGGCAUCAAUUGCAAAGCCACCGCCUGCAGCACCCAAAGCUGUCGUACAAAAGCAAGCAUCAUCCACUGCCACAGCACCUGCACCAACAACAACGGCACCACUCACGGAGGAGAACCUUGAAGCGGCAACAGAAAAUCAGCCGGACCUGCCACAGCCACCAGCAGCAACUGUGCGGUCCAUCCAAGGCGAACCAGCGACUGGACCCUCUUCUAUUGUGGGUGCGCCAGGUACCCCUUCAGGCAACAUUGUUCCUCCUGGCAUGAAAGUCGGUGGUCAACAGCGAACGGGCACGCCUCUGGGCGGACGCAAGCUCAACCAAAAUCAAGCAGUCAUCAUGCCCGGCACGGAAACACAGCCAGCAACAAAACUCAGUUUGCAAUUCGGUUCUCUUGACAUUGAAGAUGAUGCCGCCGAGCAUGGCCAAACAACGGGUGAGUAUGGCAAACAAGCUUCUGCUGAACAGCAACGUCCUCAGCAAGGCGACAAGCUUUAUGACAACUUUGGCCCAGGCUAUGGCAAUUACGGUAUGCCCGCUCAGCCAGCUGGACCUUAUCCUGGAUUUGGUCAGGGUCAUGCGCAAUAUGGCGGCAUGUCGAGCUUCUACGGUGGUCAAGAGCCACCGCGCCCAUCUCCCUUUGGCGACUACUACGGCCAGGGACAACAGCAACAACCCGGUCAAGCAUCUCCCGUACAAUCUGGUCAUGCAGCAACCGCCACUGGACGUGCCGGUGCUGAGCGUGCACGUUAUGGCGAACAAACCGGUGCUAGCCCUAUUGCAUCGCACAUGACCCAUCAACAAGGUCUUGCUGCACCGAUUGCCACUGGUUCCCCAGCUCAGCAUGGUGUGCCACAAGCCUAUGCUGGAUACCCACAGGGGUACCCGAACCCAAACCCCUAUGCGUACUACGGCUAUGCCUUCCCGCAACAGCAGCCAUAUGGCGCUUAUGGACAGCCUUCUAUGUAUGGGCAGCAGCCACCUCAACAGCAACCAGCUCAGCGUGGUACAAGUGGUGGUGUGUACAGUGCCUCCGGUUACCUUGGACAGCAACAAGGUCAAGCUGGUUCCACUCAUUCCUUAGGUACGAGUCAGGAUCGAUUUGAAAGGUCCACGGGUGAGUACCAGCAGCAACGCCAGGGAAAUGGCUCGCAGCAGGGACAACAGCAGCAAGGUCAGUAUGGUACGCAUGAUGACUUCCUCGGUGGUCGUAGUGCCAGCCAGCAACAACAGCAACAAGGAAAUGGCAAUGGUACUGAGGAGUCGUACAAGGGAUACGCUACCACAGAAUCGACACCCUCUCGGGAUGCAGCCAAGUUGGCUCAGGGUUACGGUGGUUACCCACAGCAGCAACAACAGCAGCAGUAUGGCAAUCAUGCGCAGUACGCUCAGCAGCAUGGUCAGCAGACGCAGUAUGCGCAGUAUGGCCAGUAUGGCGCGCGCGGUGGCUGGAACCAACAGACUUACUAG
Molecule: messenger RNA, 3069 nt
Organism: Protomyces lactucae-debilis
Lineage: Eukaryota; Fungi; Ascomycota; Taphrinomycetes; Taphrinales; Protomycetaceae
Exons: 2
Coding region: 1-3069 (1022 amino acids)
Cellular component (GO): nucleus; cytoplasm
Molecular function (GO): ubiquitin binding
Source: RefSeq, a predicted model, not a curated record